AUGAGUACCAGGGCACCGAAUUGGAACGAGUUUCGCAGUGAUACGUUCACCACGCCGACCGCAGAGAUGCUCAAUAGCGUCGCGUCGGCGACCGUGGGGGAUUCCGUCUAUUUAGAGGACGAGGACACUCUUGCCCUAGAAAAACAAGUUCGUGAACUUACUGGCCAUGAGGCCGGACUUUAUUGCGUGUCAGGCACACUGUCCAAUCAGAUCGCCUUGAGAUCCCAUUUGAACAAACCGCCACACUCGGUUUUGUGCGAUUACCGCUCGCACGUGUAUCGAUAUGAAGCAGCUGGACUGGCUACACUUUCACAGGCACUGGUGACCCCAGUGAUUCCGAAGAACGGUGUGCACUUGACGUUGGAUGACAUCCAGCGGAAUUUGAUCCCUGACGAGGGAAACAUCCAUUACGCUCCAACAAGGGUGGUUUCCUUGGAAAACACAUUGAACGGGAUCCUGUUCCCGAUCGAGGAACUCCGAAAAAUCAGCCAAUGGUGUCGUUCGAAGGGAAUUGCUCUUCAUUGCGACGGGGCUCGGAUUUGGAACGCCAGCAUUGCCACUGGAAUCAGUUUGAAAGAGUACGGCAGCCUGUUCGACUCGAUUUCACUGUGUUUGUCCAAAGGUCUGGGAGCUCCAAUUGGAAGCGUUCUUGUUGGGUCCAAGGACCUGAUCCGCGUGGCCAACCAUUUCAAGAAACAGAACGGUGGUGGAAUUAGACAGGCCGGAAUAAUUGCACGGAUGGGGUCUUUGGCAAUCACUCAGAACUGGCCGAAACUAGAGCAGAGCCACAAGUUUGCCAAAGAGGUGGCUGAGCACGCCCAGAGCCUGGGGCUGGAGCUCGAGUCACCGUGCGACACCAGCUUUGUGUUCUUGCACCCGGAAACAAACCACAUCGAUCCAAAAAUCAUUGGACCUAUUUGCAAAAAGCACAAUGUUAAGGCUGGAUCUUUCCGGUUCGCGUUCAGUUUCCAAAACACGCAGGAAGCCAUAGACUCUCUGAAAGCGGCUAUUACAGAAAUCAAGCAGUACGCCGACUCAAACCCAUUCGACAAUGCCGGCGGAGCCAGUAUCUACUAG
Ogataea philodendri is the source of this 1077-nucleotide messenger RNA. RefSeq lists its product as uncharacterized. Gene Ontology annotation, cellular component: cytosol. Gene Ontology annotation, biological process: glycine biosynthetic process; L-threonine catabolic process. The transcript has a single exon. Lineage: Eukaryota; Fungi; Ascomycota; Pichiomycetes; Pichiales; Pichiaceae. The record is from RefSeq and is a predicted model, not a curated record. Gene Ontology annotation, molecular function: L-allo-threonine aldolase activity. Bases 1 to 1077 code for a protein of 358 amino acids.